Messenger RNA from Chiroxiphia lanceolata (lance-tailed manakin), 2249 nucleotides. RefSeq names its product left-right determination factor 2-like. The record is from RefSeq and is a predicted model, not a curated record. The transcript is spliced from 4 exons. Bases 275 to 1366 code for a protein of 363 amino acids. Gene Ontology annotation, molecular function: transforming growth factor beta receptor binding; cytokine activity; growth factor activity. Gene Ontology annotation, cellular component: extracellular region. NCBI's taxonomy places the organism in Eukaryota, Metazoa, Chordata, Aves, Passeriformes, Pipridae. Gene Ontology annotation, biological process: SMAD protein signal transduction; BMP signaling pathway.
CCCCCUAUACCUUCUUGUAUUAACUUUGCAGUAGAUGAAGGUGUUAAACUGGCAUGUGUCUACCAACAGGGGAGUGAUCCUUUCAAGUCCUCUGCUUCGUCCCCACUUGUGAAAUUUGUUGUGCCAGUGGGACGAGGCUGGCUAUAAAACCCCAGUGCAGGGGAUCUCUGUCCAGCUCAGGCAGCCUGCCAGCACAUCUCUGCUGAGAGCAGCCCCAGGGAGAUCCCCCCCUUCAUCUCUGCCAGGCGGGCAACUGCUUCGCUGACGGAGGAGGAUGGACCUGAGGUGCGCCUGGAUGCUCUGCAUGUUCUACCUGGUCAUCACGGUGCAAGCAUUUACCCAGGAAGGGUUCAAGGAGGCGUUCCUGAAGCAGCUGGGGCUCUCUGAGAUCCCUGAACUUCAUAAGAGAGACUUGGUGGAUCUGGUUAUCCCAGAUCACGUCAAGAACAAGUACAUCUCCAUGCUGAAGCGCCAGAGGGUGAAGCGCCGAGCUUUGCCGAGCCUGGCCGGCAUCCUGAGGGGGAUCCCUGGCAACGCAGGUAUUCCAGGAGAAGUCCUCUACUCAGACACCACCACGCGCCAGAACCUGAUCUUUGACAUGGAGGGCAGAAUACCUAAAAACAGCGAAGUCACAAUGGCUGAACUGAAACUCUUCAAAAAGCCUCUGGACAGAGCAAACCUUCCUGCCAGGCAGUCUCACAGGCCUGUCUCCAAUGCCAGAGUCAGUGUGUACUGGGUGCAACGGCAGCACGAUGGUACCAACAGGACCUCUCUGAUAGACUCCAGGCUGGUUCCUAUACGCGAGUCGGGCUGGAAGAACUUUGACGUGACACAGGCUGUGCAUUACUGGCUGCGAAACAAGAGGCGGGAGCCAAUGUUCCUGGAGGUCUGGAUCGAAGGAGAGAGAGUGGGCAGCUAUGCCUCGGAAAUGGCCAAAGCCGUGCGUUUCACCUCUCAGGACCCCAAGGAUAAAGCCCUAGGCAAACCUGAACUGGUGCUUUACACCCUCAACUUGGAAGACUAUGAGGGCCCCGGGGACUGCAGGGAGGAGGCGAUGUUGGGGAAGUCCACCUGCUGCCGGCAGGAACACUACGUCAGCUUCCGCGAGCUCUCCUGGGCACGGUACUGGAUCAUCGAGCCAGCAGGGUACCAGGCUUACCGGUGCUCAGGGGGCUGCCUGCAGCCCCCCAGCCCCCUGUGGCACUUUGGCUACGGAGAGCGCACGUGCGCCGUGGCGGAGAGCUCCUCACUGCCCAUGAUGUACCUGGUCAAGAGGGGCAACCGCACCGAGAUCGAAGCGGCCGAGUUUCCCAACAUGAUCGUCGAGAGGUGCAGCUGCGUCACGAAUGGCAUGGCGCUGGUGUGAGAAGUGGGUGGCAUGGGGUCUCACCCAGUCCCCCAUUCCCUGCUGGCCUGCCAAGAGCCACCCUGGCCCCCAACCCUGGGGCCAGUGAUAAAGGUCUUGGGGGGGACUCCUGCCUGUGAGGGUCAGCAGCAGCUGGGGCUGGGGCUCCCCCCGUGCCCUGCUACUCUGCAGAGAGGGUGCACUUGAAGGUGCUGUCCAUACAGAUGGGCUCAGAGGACCAUGCAUCUUCACAUAUACCUGUGUAAGGGUACCUAUGGAGCAUAAUGCUUCUCUUGAUGCUAGAUAAAUUUCACUGAAUGUGGUGGAACUGUGUCCAAGUUAUUUCAGUCUCCACUCUGGAGUAUUGCAAACAGCUACAGACAAAGUAACAGUGACCAUCACCAGGUGAAAAAGUAAUGCAUGGGCUCAGCUUUUCAUUCUUAGGCUCCUGGGUUUAGCCCUUGUCUGUCCAAGCCAUGUUUAUGGUGAAUUGCAGAGCAGAAGCACUUACAUGUAUAUAAUCUAUACACACACACAUACACACAUGCACAUAGUAUAUGAAUAUGUGUAUGUAUUGUCUACAUUGUGGAUAUAUACACAUUGACUACAUGCAUAUAUGUACAUAUAUGUACACAAAAUAUUGUCUACAGCUCAAAGGGCAUAUAUAUAUAUGUGUAUGUAUUGUAUGCAUAUAUACAUAUCUACACGUACAUAAAAUAUUAUCUGGAACUCAACAGUUUAUAUUUUUGGUGCCUGCACAGUUUUAGGCAGAAUUUAGAGUCCUGGAAUCAACAGGAAUAUUAGGACUUAGGUUUGCUCUCAAGAGUAACAGCUUAUUUCUCUGAUUCUGUAUUAGAGUUACUUCAAUUUAGGGAUAUUUUCCAAGUCUUGUGUGCUUUCAAAC